This is a messenger RNA of Rhea pennata, 2310 nucleotides long. RefSeq names its product cysteine and glycine rich protein 1 (gene CSRP1). The transcript has 6 exons. Gene Ontology annotation, biological process: muscle tissue development; sarcomere organization. Gene Ontology annotation, cellular component: cytoplasm; nucleus; Z disc. NCBI's taxonomy places the organism in Eukaryota, Metazoa, Chordata, Aves, Rheiformes, Rheidae. Bases 110 to 691 code for a protein of 193 amino acids. Gene Ontology annotation, molecular function: actinin binding; structural constituent of muscle. The record is from RefSeq and is a predicted model, not a curated record.
CGCAAAGAGCCGCCGCCCCGGGACCCGCCUUCUCCCGCCGCUCUCAAAAGCCCCCGAGCGGCGGCCGCCGCAGCGCCGCGCCCGCAGCACCGCCCGGCCCAGCCGCAGGAUGCCGAACUGGGGUGGAGGGAAGAAGUGUGGCGUGUGCCAGAAGGCAGUGUACUUCGCUGAGGAGGUGCAGUGUGAAGGCAACAGCUUCCACAAGUCCUGUUUCUUGUGCAUGGUCUGUAAGAAGAACUUGGACAGCACCACUGUUGCUGUGCAUGGAGAAGAGAUCUACUGCAAGUCCUGCUAUGGCAAGAAGUACGGUCCCAAGGGCUACGGAUAUGGACAAGGAGCAGGGACCCUGAGCACUGACAAGGGCGAGUCUCUGGGAAUCAAAUAUGAAGAGGGACAGCCCCACCGACCCACCAACAAUCCUAACUUCUCUGGAAUGGCCCAGAAAGUAGGAGGUUCUGAUGGGUGUCCUCGCUGUGGCCAAGCAGUGUAUGCAGCUGAGAAGGUGAUUGGAGCUGGAAAGUCCUGGCACAAGUCCUGUUUCCGUUGUGCCAAAUGUGGCAAAAGCCUGGAAUCCACCACCCUGGCAGACAAAGAUGGGGAGAUCUAUUGCAAAGGCUGCUACGCCAAGAACUUCGGGCCCAAGGGCUUUGGCUUUGGGCAGGGAGCUGGGGCACUCAUCCAUUCGCAGUGAGGCACCCAGGGCCCAGCACUCCACUCACACUGGGCUUCUCCGGACCAGUCUUUACCACCUGACCCUUUCCACGCUCGCAGUGAGCACCCUUAUAGUAAUCAGUAACCACCUGCUACUUCACAGCACAAAUUCAUUCCUCUCUGCCCUGACCCAGCACACUCUGGGGGUCCCUCCAUCAGUCUCAGCAGGCCCUGCUGGUACAAAUACAGAUGGGAGACACAUCUCACAGAUGCACGCAGUGAGCCUAUCCUCCAAAAAUGUUCUACUCAAUAUUAUCCAUGAAGGCACCUUCAUCCUGCCAGGAUGUGCAUGCAGCCAUGCAGUGCUGUGUCACAGAGCAAGUAAUAAACAUCAAAGCUGACCAAAGCCUGAACUUACCAGAGAGAUUAUUCCUUGUCUGGGACUGAAGAGAUCCACUGACUGACCUGAGCAGGAGGCACAGAUGAGAGUGCAAACAGGAAUGUUGGUAAUCAUGGCUUGUAAUUAAAGCACAAAUGCACGGACUGCCCAGUAUGACUUGUUAUAGCCCAGCUGUGGUCAGUUGAGCUCUGCUAGUUUGUACCAGCUGGACCUGUCUCUUCUCCCAUCCCAAAGGUGGGUCACCAUUGCAAAAGCAGCCUGGUCCUGGGAGGCCUAGAACAGAUCUUGUGUGUGUCAGUGACACAACAUGUGUGUACACCACAUCAAAAUUCCUAUCGGUGCUGUUACAUGGCGCUGCUCCAAAAAAGGCAUGCCAAGCACUGCUGAAUAAUUUAGGAAUUUUUCACCUACUCUCUUGUUUAAAAGCACCGUUAACCCAUGAGUUUAGAAACAUCCUAGCUUAAUUUGUCUUCAUCACCUUCUGUGAUUCUCUUGUAUAACCAGUGUGGGAUACUCACAAGAUCAGCUUCACUGUUGCUUGGAGUUGAUAUCCUGCUUUGGCUUGCAAACUCCACAGGGAAAUUUUGUCCUUUUAAAGCAUGAUGGUUUUAAACAUUGCAGUUGUGUAAAUGAGAUCAGGAAAACAUCCUUUUGGGAAGUAGGACUUCAGCUCCUUUUAUUUUAUCACACUUUGGUUUUGUUUUUUUUUUUCACCCAGAGUCAGGCUUAGCUGUGUAGUUCUAAUUUUAUUUUAGAUCCUGGAAGCCUUUAGAUCAGUCUCCUGUUCAGCAUAUCCUCAACUUCUGCAUGAGGUUUUGCAAGCUGAGUGAGGGUAGUAACCCUUAUAAUCAUCUCCAAAAUCCUCCCCCUACUUUCCCCAUCACUCAGCCUGGGUCCCAAAUUCUAGCUGGCCAAGUUGUUCUGGCAUGUGUGUGGUUGGGGGUUUGGGUAAGGCUCUGUGUUUGUGAUAGCUACUUAGGUUUGUGGAGCAGAAAGCCUGGCUGCAGAGGUGCCACAGUGGACCAAGAACACUGUAGCACAGCAGGCUCAUAUACCACCCUGUUUGUGGAGACUGAAACUCAACUAACUCACUUGGCAGAAGCCCUGCUCCCCAGAGGAGGUGUGUGUGUGGGGGGGAAUCUACAUACUUUCCCCGUGAGCACGAGGUAGAUGCUAUGUUGCAGCAUUUCAAUUGGAUGUGCCACAGGCAAGGGUUGCAUCCAAGCAAACCUGUUUAUUCAAUAAAACUCCCAGAAUGA